This is a messenger RNA of Austrofundulus limnaeus, 1947 nucleotides long. It is a transcript of the gene pgpep1l, whose product is annotated as pyroglutamyl-peptidase I like. Gene Ontology annotation, biological process: proteolysis. The record is from RefSeq and is a predicted model, not a curated record. Lineage: Eukaryota; Metazoa; Chordata; Actinopteri; Cyprinodontiformes; Rivulidae. Gene Ontology annotation, cellular component: cytosol. Gene Ontology annotation, molecular function: pyroglutamyl-peptidase activity.
UUUGCCGUCCAUCUGGGCAUUGCCAGAGGCUCCAGUGUUGUCAUUUUGGAGCAAACAGGGAAGAACAGUGGAUACAGAGACACAGAUGUGUGUGGCGUCUGUCCCACAGGUCACCGCUGUAUCGAAGGCGGCCCAGAGAAACUGGACUCUGUUGUUAAUAUGAAGACUGUCUCCAAACACUUUCAGUACAAAGACAUGGAUGUGAUUUAUUCAAGGGACGCUGGCAGAUACUUGUGUGAUUUUGCAUAUUACUGCUCAUUAUAUCACAGUCAGCGGAGAGCAGCUUUGAUCCACAUCCCUGCUUCAGGCAGCCUGGCCUCAGCUGACAGACUGGUCCCAUUUUUGCAGGCAGUCAUUGUGAAAAUGCUGCAACAGCUGGAGGACCUCAAAUCGACAUGAAGAGCAAGUGUGUCACGCCACGUCAGCACACAUAAAAUAUGAAACAUAAAAAUAAAAAUAUUAACUCAGUCUUUGUUCUCAUUGAAUUAUUUAUUCAAAAUUUCAGAAAAAAAGUAAAAUACAAGAAAUUUUCAUACACAUUUAGAGACGGCAUUUAAAAAAAAUACACCAUCUCAGCUAUAGAAGUGAUAAAACAACUUUGAGGCUUCAGAUACACAGACAUCUUGGAAAAAAGAAGACAGUCUAGUGAAAAUUUUUUGAUUUUUUUUUUCUUCCCCAAAUCAACUUAUCGACACAAGAUUUCGCGAAAGCGUUAUAAUAGAUAAUAGUAGUUGUAGACCAAGGCCCCUUAAAGGUGUAGGAAUGCAAAUUAUACAAAACAGACAUGAAUGAUAAACCUCAAACCUAUUAUUGCAGAGGAAUGCGUGAAUGCAUCCUCCAUAAACCUGACGUUUGUCUGAAGAACAUUCUGACGAGUUCAAAAAGAUGAAUAUGACCUAAGACCUGUUGAAAAUCUAAUUUCAAUGUAAAAAAAAAAGAUUCCAGUGUAAAUUUGUUUUGCUAAUCUCUCUCUUUUUUUUUUUUUAACUUUUAAUGAAUACCCGUAAUCUAUGUGACACCCCUCUCCUGUGUGUCCGUAUGAGAAACGCUGCAGUUUCGACAGGUUUGUGAUCCAACUGGAAAAGUUCAGCUCACAGAUCAUUUUUCUACUCAGAAAAGCUCAGUUAUGUCACCACUCAUUCACACUGGAGAAGCAGAAACACACAGAUAUGGUUACUUAAACUGAUUUACUGUAAAAAAAAAAAAGAUUUAAAUACAGCAGCAUUUGAAUGUUUUUGUUUUUAGUCACACACACAUGAUUAAAAGGAACCGUGGCAGAGCACACAGAUUUCACAUUAUUUGGUGGCUAACUCUAAACUUUUAUUGCUUUUGGAGCAUUAAAUUCAAUCCAUUAACCAAUCGGUUUCAUUAAUCAAUGUGCCAAAACACAGAGUAAAAAAAAAUCUAGCUGAGUUUUUCUGAGAUGUCAGAGCUACAGGUGAUGUUUUUGCUGCUGAUGAUUUAAGAUCCACUGUGGUGACUGAACUGGCAGCAGUUUAGGUACUAAAUGUAUCAAAUACUUCUGAAAGAUUUAAAACUAAUAAAGUUUACGAAAGUCAGAUGAGCGCAAAUUGAAAAGAACACUAAGGCAUUGAGUGGACAGAUUUGGACACGAUUAAAUGAUGACAUUCAGAAAACUUUACAUGAAUGAGCCAAAGAAGAAAACAAAAAGUGGGAUAUUUCAUCGUUUUUACUGAAAAACAUGCGAGGAGGUGGUUGAUGUGUUUUCUUUUAAUGCUUUUGUGUGGAAAGUAUUUACAACUUGAUGCAAAACGUCAUCUCUUGGUUCGGAAUAAAAUGUGAAAUAGAGAUAUGUCGGCUGCAAAUAAAGAGCACCUGUGUGUUUUUAUUUUUCUUGGAGGUAAACAAGACAUUUCCCUUUUUUGAAUAUUUCCUGUGUUCUAUUAAACUAUUUUCUUUAAUAAAUGCAUUUUGGAGAAAGUUAAA